Molecule: messenger RNA, 2043 nt
Organism: Callithrix jacchus (white-tufted-ear marmoset)
Lineage: Eukaryota; Metazoa; Chordata; Mammalia; Primates; Cebidae
Product: olfactory receptor 51I2-like
Biological process (GO): G protein-coupled receptor signaling pathway
Cellular component (GO): plasma membrane
Molecular function (GO): olfactory receptor activity; G protein-coupled receptor activity
Source: RefSeq, a predicted model, not a curated record
AUGGAACCUAUAAACAGUAUCUGGUUUCAGCCACAUAUUCUCUUUCUAGCAGGCAUCCCUGGACUGGAGUCUGUACAAACAUGUAUCUCUAUCCCGCUGUGUGUCAUGUACCUCACUGCCAUCCUAGGAAAUUGCACCAUCCUCCUUGUCAUCAAAACCACCUCCAGCCUUCAUGAGCCUCAGUACAUCUUUCUGUCCAUGUUGGCAGCUACAGAUUUGGGUCUGUCUUUGUCAACUCUACCUACAGUACUCAAUGUCUUCCUCCUGAAUCACAGGGAGAUUGAGUUCCACUUUUGUCUGACACAGAUGUUCUUCAUCCACAUCUUCUCCUGCAUGGAAUCAGCCAUCCUGCUGGCCAUGGCCUUUGACCGGUUUGUAGCUAUUCGCAACCCACUGCACUACACCAUGGUUUUAACUCCUGCCAGGAUUAUUCAGAUGGGGCUUACAGCUGUGGUUAGGAGUGUGAUGUUGAUGGUACCCUUGCCAAUCCUCCUCAAGCGACUGCCCUUCUGCAAAGAUUUCAUUCUGUCCCACUGUUACUGCUACCACCCUGAUGUGAUGAAGCUGGCCUGUGGCCCUGUCAGAGUCAACAUGAUCUAUGGAUUGUCCCUUGUCAUCUGCUCCUUUGGAGUUGACUCUGUGUUCAUUUUCAUUUCAUACAUCUUGAUUUUGAAAACAGUGUUGGGUAUUGCCUCAAAAAGUGGUCAGCUCAAGACACUUAAUACCUGUGUUUCCCACAUCUUCACUGUCUUCAUUUUCUAUGUGCCACUCAUUGUGCUGGCCCUAAUUCAUAGGUUUGGUAAAUUCACAUCUCCUGUUCUCCAUGUCACCAUGGCCAAUCUCUUCCUUUUCUUGACUCCUGUCCUUAAUCCUUUGGUUUAUAGCCUGAAAGCCAGACAGAUAAGGUCAGCAGUGCAUAAGAUAUUCAAUGGCAGGAGAAAUUUGCUCAAGUAGUAAAGUAUUGCCCUGCUGAAAAAGGUACUCUGUCUCUUUCUUCCCCUUUCAUCUGUCUGCUUCUCUCUGGGGAAUAUGUCAUCACUUCAAGAGACAGUCUUAUGAGAAUGACAUAUUUUCUUCUUAUCUGCCAAGAAGACGAUAAUAGACUUAGUUGUUGUCUAAGAAGGUAAAUUUCCAAAUAUCGCACUUUACCACAUUGUGAAGAGAGAGUAGGUAUAUGUGGAAAUUGGUGUGGAAUAUAUGCAUUUUUAUAGUUUAAAGAAAAUAUGGAAUAUGUAAAUUUAAAUACUGUGGAAACAAGAUAGUUAACAAUAGUUUUCUGGAAAACAACAAUGAAACUAGAAUAUAUCAACAGAAAAGAAAUAAGUUUCCUGUCUUUUUGUACCCCAAACUUCAGCAUCAUGAAAUAUACCAAUACAAAAAAACACCUGUACCCCUACCUAUUGCAUCUAAAAUAAAAGUUGAAAUUUAAAGCAAAGAAAAAAAAUCAAACAAACAAACAAAACUCAAAUUAUUUUUUCAAAGAAUCAUCCACUACCACAAGGGACACAUCUAAAAAUUAGGGAAGGCAUACAGGAUUAUUUUAGUGUCCACUAGACGUUAGAAAUUCAAAGUUGAUUAUUUUGUAAAAUUUGGUAAUUUCAUUGAAAGUUGAUCUAUCGUAUGAUGUAUGAAUGAAUAAACAAAAUUGUCAGCCAGAAAAUGGAAUGAAGUACUGAUAGCCACAACACAGAUGAUCUUCAAGAACAUUGGGCUAAGUGAAGGAAUCCAGGUACAAAAAGCCACCUAUUACAUAAUUAGGUUUAUGUGCAAUACUUAAAAUGUCUUAAAACCUAUAGAGACGGAAAGUUGAUUGGUAGUUGCUAGAUGCUGGGUGGAGACAGGAAUGAUGAGUAGCUGCUUAAGGAGUAUGAGGUUUUAUUUUGAUGUCAUAAAUAUAUUCUGUGACUAGAUAAAAGUGGUAGCUUAUAAAACACUGCGAAUGUAUUUCAUUCCACAGAAUUAUUCAUCUUAAGGUUAUUAAAUUAUGUAAAUUUUUUCCUCAAUAAAAAGUUGUGAAAUGCACCAUAUUAAAUAAGAUUAAGA